UUGAAAUAAUAUUUUCCUUUUCUGUACUACCAUACUGUUUGUCGAGAUUUUUGAAAGGAAGUCUUGUAUUUGAAGGCUGGUUAACGUGGAAUCUAAAAGUUUAUAAUUAUUUCCUUGCAUUUGGAUUUCAAUUCUUUCCAAUUAUGAUUCAAAUAAUUCAGAAUACAGCAAAUGAUGUAUUUUCACCAGUAAGCAUCAAUCUGUUGAAUGGACAAAUUCGUGUUCUUUGCAUGAGGGUGGCACGAAUUGGUAAAGAUAAAAGGAAGACUCAAGAUGAUAACUAUACAGAACUUAAGUUGUGUAUAAACGACCAUCGAAAUAUCAUAAGCUUAUUUGACAUUAUUAAACCAACGAUCUCACAAACUGUACUCGUUCAACUUAUCAUUACUGGAGCUGUAUUGUGUUUGACGGUUUUCUCUUAUCUAAAGUUCAAUCAUGAUUCCAUUGGUCAACUGAUCAUGACUGUUAUCGACAUGUUGACGAUCUUGUCUGUAUCAUUUCCGGUAUGCUAUUUCGGAAAUUCACUUCUGGAGGAAAGUGAUCGUUUGACAACAGCCAUUUACAAUUGCAACUGGAUGGAUCAGACAUUGAAGUUUCAAAAAACUCUUAUAAUUUUUAUGCAAAGAUCUCAGAUUGAAAAUAUUUUAAAUGCUGGUGGUCUUGUAAGAAUUAAUUUACAAACAUUUAUUGCGAUUCUCCGGUUCUCAUUUUCUAUGUUUACUGUGCUCACUCAAAUGUCUGGAGGAAUUGUUUCAACAAAUUAAUUUUAUUUACAUCUACGAUAUUUUUAUAAAGGAC
Molecule: messenger RNA, 798 nt
Organism: Episyrphus balteatus (marmalade hoverfly)
Lineage: Eukaryota; Metazoa; Arthropoda; Insecta; Diptera; Syrphidae
Product: odorant receptor 2a-like
Exons: 3
Coding region: 144-764 (206 amino acids)
Biological process (GO): detection of chemical stimulus involved in sensory perception of smell; sensory perception of smell
Cellular component (GO): plasma membrane
Molecular function (GO): olfactory receptor activity; odorant binding
Source: RefSeq, a predicted model, not a curated record